UGUUGUUAUUUCAUGCAAUUUUCAGCGCUGGUCCAUGUUGUUGACCAUCUAAAUAGGCUGACCCACGAGCAAAUUAUCACAUUCGUGUUUUUCACAUGAAGGUGUUCACAUGAGAUUAUAAAGAGCUUUCAGACCUGAGAUAGGUUGGGCAAAAGUUUGUGAGAAGACGAAGAGGAUAAAAUCAGUGGAAUUAUUCCGGGAUACUGGACAGGAUGCUGAAAUUGUGGAAUUUUAUUGGAUUAGUGUUUUUGGUGUGGGGAGUAUGCAGUGCGUUAGAUAGUGACGAAUAUGCAACUGGAGAGUCGCUCGAUGGGAGUUCUUUGGAUGUGUACCGCUAUACUGUGUUAGAUCCCGAAAGGUAUGAGGAUGCAUCUUCGCAGGAAGAUGAUGUCCGCAAGAAGAGAGAAAGCGCUACAACUCGACAGUCCACUGAAGGUGAGGCGGCUGCUUCAGUAGAACCGUCACCUGCUCCCAGAGUUAAUCUAGAUGAACUAAUAGGAAGAGUUGAAGGAUCAUUUGUGCAGUCAGCUUUGAGUGUUGUUAGUUUCGUGGUAACUCAAAAUAGUACUAAUGCCCCUAAUUCUACUGACAAGGAUAAAGAUGAAAUUUCUCAAAACCAUAAACGUUCUGCAUUCUCCACUGACGAAGUCGCCUCUGAUCAGGACACAAUAUUCAAAUAUGUUACUACCAGGAGCAUUCCUGCAAGCGAAGAUCAGCCACCACAUUACAUUGUUGAUGAGGUAGCGGUAUCAAAAGGCCGAAGUGCAAUUACUCCUUUGAUCGCUUCUCUGGACUUCCAUGUUGAGAAGAUACACGAAUCCACUGUAAGUUCGACACCUAGUACCCUGAAAGAUGGGGACAUUCAGGAGUCUAGCAACUCGGCUCUAACAGUUGGUAAAGUAAUCGUUGAUGAUGUCAAAGUAACUACAUUUGUUACUCCCAUUCAUGCUGCGGAAUCAACCACCCCAUCAUCUUUAAGCAAAUCUACCACUAGUGAGCCAGCAGAAGUAGUGGAAAUAACACCCAAAACUUCUACUACGGAAGCUUCUAUAUCUUCAGCUUCAAUUCCGAAAGAAAUACCUUCAGCCCCUUCAUCGUCAACCACUUCUUCAACACCUAACACUUCAUCAUCAACAACAACUGCAUCAAGUUUGCCAGCUUCGACUUCAGUUUCACCAGCGUCUGCUUCACCAUCAACUGCAGAAGCAACUUCCUCAACAACUUCAUCAACGCCAACUUCGACUUCCACGAAAACCCCCAUUGAAAAACUGAAGGAAGCUGAAGAGGAUCUGAAGGAGAAAGUGGCUGAGAUCGAAGCUGAACCUAUAAUUUUGUCAGCUCGAGUCUAAAUUGUUGCUAAGGGGCUUAAUCUUUUUUCGGUGAAUCAUGUGUUGUGGACUAUGUCCUCCCCUGGAAACCAUUUUAUUUUUCUUGGCAUUCCACUCCAUUAUUUGAUCGUAUGACUGUUUGGUAACGAAGAACAAUCACCGAUGGUUCAGCAAAACUGGCGUCAGCAAUUAGCAUGCCGGGGUUGCUUGCUAACUUAAGUCCACUUCAGUAUUUUUUCUGUUAGUGUUUACUUUAAAUAUUAUAGCAAAUAUGGAAUAUAUUUAUUUUUACUUUGAAUUUGUUCAAAAUUUAAGAUUUAUUUUGGUAUGUUUGAGAUAUUGAAUAAAUAAAGAUUUUAUUGAGAA
This is a messenger RNA of Hermetia illucens (black soldier fly), 1694 nucleotides long. Its product is annotated as cell wall protein DAN4. NCBI's taxonomy places the organism in Eukaryota, Metazoa, Arthropoda, Insecta, Diptera, Stratiomyidae. The transcript is spliced from 2 exons. Bases 213 to 1349 code for a protein of 378 amino acids. The record is from RefSeq and is a predicted model, not a curated record.